UCUAACCUGCUCUUAAAUAUCUCCAGUGAUGGAGAUUUCACAACCUCAGUUGGGGCCCACAUCUAUGGUGUCUUUUUUUCCCUUCUCACUUGGGUGCCAGGGCUUUGUGAAAGAUGUGCAUGAAGACUCGGUCACAAUAUCCUUCGAAAACAACUGGCAACCAGAGCGACAGAUUCCUUUCAGUGAUGUACGGCUCCCCCCACCCACGGACUACAACAAAGAGAUUACAGAAGGGGAUGAAGUGGAGGUUUAUUCCCGAGCCAAUGAGUGGCUGGCAAGGGUCCGGAUGAUGAAAGGAGACUUUUAUGUAAUUGAAUAUGCAGCUUGUGAUGCCACCUACAACGAAAUCGUCACACUGGAGCGACUCCGGCCCGUUAACCCCAACAAAGUGGCCACCAAAUCCAGCUUCUUCAAAUACACCAUUGCUGUGCCGGAGGACCUCAAGGAGGCGUGCUCCAAUGAAAAUGUGCAUAAGGAAUUCAAAAAGGCGGUGGGAGCAAACAGCAUCUUUCUCAAUGUCGCCAACAGCGAACUCUUCAUCCUGUCUACAAAUGAAUCCACGAUAAAGCGGGCAUCACUGCUGGGUGACAUGCACCUCCGCAGCAUCCGCACCAAGCUCAUGCUGAUGUCUCGGAAUGAGGAAGCCAACAAGCACUUGGAGACGAGUAAGCAGCUGGCCUCGGCGUUCCAGGAGGAGUUCACUGUCCGCGAAGACCUCAUGGGGCUGGCCAUUGGCACCCAUGGUGCCAACAUCCAGCAGGCCAGGAAGGUGCCUGGAGUCACUGCCAUAGAGUUAGAUGAGGAGACGUGCACCUUCCGCAUCUACGGGGAGACUCCUGAGGCAUGCAAGCAGGCCCGGAGCUACCUAGAAUUCUCAGAAGACUCUGUUCAAGUCCCAAGAAACCUUGUUGGCAAAGUGAUUGGGAAGAAUGGCAAAGUGAUCCAAGAAAUUGUGGACAAGUCCGGAGUCGUCCGGGUGCGGGUGGAAGGGGACAAUGACAAGAAGAAUGCCCGAGAGGAGGGAAUGGUUCCUUUCAUCUUUGUCGGCACUCGGGAAAAUAUCAGCAAUGCCCAGGCCCUACUCGAAUAUCACCUUUCCUACCUCCAGGAGGUGGAGCAGCUGCGCCUGGAACGUCUGCAAAUCGAUGAGCAGUUGCGGCAGAUUGGCAUGGGCUUCCGGCCCCUCUCCAGUCGAGCUGACAAGGAGCGAGGUGGCUAUGCCACUGACGACAGCACCUCCUCCUCCCUCCAUGGCACGCGGACGUAUGGGGGUAGCUAUGGCGGGCGAGGCCGUGGGCGCCGGGGACCCAACUCUGGCUACGGUACCAACUCAGAUGUGUCCAACGCCUCAGAGACUGAAUCGGAGAAGAGAGACGACUGUGAGCGAGACCCGCGCCCUGAGGAUAGCCGGAGGCGCCCGGGCAUGGGACGAGGACGGGGUCCUACCCCAGCACCCCGAGGAGGAGGGGGCAGCAAGUACAACAAUUCCUCCAUUAGCUCAGUGCUCAAGGACCCAGACAGCAACCCCUACAGCCUGCUGGACAACACGGAGACCGACCAGACAGCUGACACUGAUGCCAGUGAGUCACAGCCAAUAAACAACACCGAUGAGGAUGCAACCAUGAUGGAUGGGGCUGCUGAGUCAGACAACACAUCUGUCAAUGAGAAUGGCGUGGAGGAUGAAUCAAAGCCUCAGAGACGCAAUCGAAGCCGUCGCCGACGUAACCGUGGGAACCGCAUGGAGGGCUCCAUCAGCCGGGACCGGCAGCCAGUGACAGUUGCGGAUUACAUCUCCCGGGCCGAGUCCCAGAGCCGACAGCGGGCCCCACAGAAUGAAUCCCGGGAAAAAUCCACCGAAGAUGACACACCCAGACAAAAGGUAGAGCCAGUCACCAAGGUUGCCAACGGCCCAUCGGAGAAUGGCGAGGAACCAUCCGCCAUGGUGAACGGGCUCUCAUAAGCUCCAAGCCAAGAGAGAUGCGACUGCUCCCUCUUACCUAACCGACCCUAGUCAACCCUCGAGCUCUCAGCCCUGCUUGCGUCAUCGUUAAACAAAAACCCACUGAUCUCUCGUUAAUGAACCAUUAUUAAAAGAAAAUAAUUAAUUACUCUAGUGCUUGUUGGAAGCUUGCCAAAGAUAGGAAAGCUGUUCUGAGUAUAAUCUUCGUUAGGCUCAAACCAAUCGAGACAGGGCAGUGAAAACCAAACCGUAUUCUUCCCCUGCUGUCCGGGGAGUGGGCGAGGAUCACAUGCCCCUCCGGGCAAGGGGUCUCGACAGUAAAAAUAUAUACCUGUAAUUAAUGUGUGUCCGUUUUUGACGACUCCUUUAAAAACACGAAACGCAAACCAGCUGCGUGUUUAAACCGGAGAGAGGAUUUUUUUGUGCCUUCUGAUAGCGCGUCCUCACGCAGAGCACGGGUCUGGCUCUUUCUUCCCUUCCUUUUUUCCUUCCGUCUAGUUCAGUUGGGUCUGCUGGGCAGAGACUUUGCAAAGGAUGAGUCAGAGUAAAUUGCUUACCCCCUCCACCUCCCAAAAAUCGGAAGGCGCGAUGGGCGGGGAGCACAGGGAUGGGUUUUUGUUUCCAGGCAAUACAAAAACAGCAGGUAUUUUCUUUUCUUUCGUAUGUUGUGGAGGUUGAACAGAAAUGGCAUUGGGGGGAGGGGGGGAAGGGGGAGAGCAUAGAGCCAGCCCUGAACCAGUCGCUUUGCCGGGGCAGGCGGGAGAAAUCGAGCUGUGACGGUUGAGACUUUAUUUAUUUUUCACUGUACAGUAUUUAAAAGAGAAUAAAGAACCAAACUGGUCAGCAA
Molecule: messenger RNA, 2807 nt
Organism: Pelodiscus sinensis (Chinese soft-shelled turtle)
Lineage: Eukaryota; Metazoa; Chordata; Testudines; Trionychidae
Source: RefSeq, a predicted model, not a curated record